UAAAUAAUCUCGAUUGAAAACUCUUUUUUUUUUAGAACUGAUUUUGUGUUUCCUUCCCCCUCACCCCCGAUUAGCACGGUUGGCUACGUACGGCGCGAAAGAGGUUAAACAUACAUAUAUACUACUGUCACUUGUUACUCCUGCCGAAUUUUUUUUUAUUACUGCUGUUGCUGUCUGUUACUGCUGCUCCGUAUGUCAUUGUUGCUCCUCGUGUUGCUGCUGCUACUACUGCUACUUUUGUUGCCACUGCUGGAACCCUUGCCUGGUAGAGGUGGUAGUGCACUAGAUUGAGGCAAGGGUUAAGGUCAGGCCAAGUUGAGUUCAAUUUUGGUUGAGGUAAAUUUUAGGUCAUGUCAGGUCGCGAUCAGACCGUGUCAUGGUUCGGAUCAAGGGCAGGUCAAAGUAAAAUUUAGAUUAAAGUUGAAACAUCGUUGGUGAAAUGUUCACUUUUAACGUUUAACAGUGGACACGUCUAAGGUCAAACGUGAAGGGUUGAGAUGUCACGCGGUGUAGAGUUAAAUAAGUAAGAUAGAGUUGGACGAUGAACAUUUAAAGUUCAAUGGAAAGGAGCGAGAAUUUACAUUUGAAGUGAAAUGUGAAUGGUUGAGUGUGAAACGUUAAGUGCGGUAUGGUCUAAGGCGGAGAGUUAAGAGGUUAAGGGUGAAAAUUUAAAUGGUAGAAGGUCUGAGGUGAAGGUUGAAAGGUUAUUGAUAACAUAUUAAAGUGAACGUUAAGUGUGAAAGGUAUAAGGUGAAACGUUAAAGAUGAAAUGUUAAAGUUACAGCAAUGUUUAGGUUUGAAUGAUAUAGUUUUUACUUUAAAAAGUUAAAAUGUUAAGGGUGUAAAGGUUAGCGUGGGUGAAGGGUGAAGUUCAAAUCCUGCUCGGAGUUCAAAGUUAUCAGUCAGAGGUCAAGGCAGGAGGAGGUUUUUGAGGUCAUGACCCUGGCAGUGCAGUGCUCACUGAGCCAGGAUGGCCGCUUCAACUGCUCCGCGCCGUCGCUGGGCCCCGAGGAGAGCCGGGCGCUGGCUUUUCUCUGCUUCUCUCUCGCCGCCCUCACGGUCAUGGGCAACCUCCUCGUGGUGGCCUCCAUCGCCUUAUUCAGACAACUCCAGACGCGCACCAACGCCUUCACGCUGUCUCUGGCCGUGGCGGACCUUCUGGUCGGACUCCUGGUCAUGCCGUUCAGCGCCACGCGCUCGCUGUACGGCUGCUGGUUCUUCGGGCGAACCUUCUGCAAGGUGCACACGUGCCUCGACGUCCUCUUGAGCACGGCCUCCAUCGCACACCUGGGCGCCAUCGCCUUCGACCGCCAUACGGCCAUCUGCGACCCCCUGCGCUACGACCAGCGCCUCACAGCCGGUCGCGUGGCCGCCCUGGUGGCAAUCUGCUGGGUGGGUUCGGCCCUGCUGGCCGUGGGCCCCAUCCUGCUCGGGUGGAACACGGUGGGCAUCGAGGAACUGGUGGCCUCAUCCUGCCCAGACGCCUGUGUCCUCUUAAUGAACGCCCCCUUCGCCAUUGCCGCUGCCACCUACUGCUUCUUCGUACCGAGCUUCGUCAUGGUGGUCACGUAUAUGCGCAUCUACCGGGUGGCACUGCGCCAGGCGCGGGCAGUUCGCAACGUCGUCCCAGUGUCGUCCGUAGCAUGGGAACAUUGCGACAUCAACUCAAGACCGGAAAAGAGAACGGACCAGAGACGGGAUCGUAGUGCCACCAAAACCUUGGGAAUAAUCAUGGGGGCCUUUGUCACCUGCUGGUUGCCCUACUUCUCACUCACCCUGCUCGACCCAUUCACGGGGUUCUUGGCUGAACCCUGGGUGUGGGAGUCGACUGCGUGGCUCGCGUAUAUGAAUUCAGCGCUCAAUCCCAUCCUCUACCCAGCUUUCAACCAGGCCUUCCGUCAGGCCUUCCGCCUGGUGUUCACAUGUGCAUGGCGUUUGCGGAACGUGAGGCGCGCCAACCUCGCCUAGUGAAGGAUGGGGCGUGCUUCACCAUAACUUCCUUCUAUGCAAUAUUGACAUCUGACCGUCUGUCAAGAUAUUACUCUAACAAUGUGACCACUCCCACGUCCGUUCGGUUCAAGUAUAGAUUAUUCUUUUGGUGAACAGACAAUGCGUCGCGUUUAUAAAAAUUUGGUAUUGGACCGAUCUCACCACCACCUUCCGCUUCGUCGCCGACCUCUGGGUGCCACCCCUUUGUUUCGGUAACUCGGUCGUCUUUAGCAGAGACCACUGUGAUACCUGCAAUGGGUAGCUACUCAGGUCGCAAGCCCUCGACGUUUCUAGCCCCUCCCGCUUCGACCAUUUCACCCCCACAGUCCGGGGUAUGAAGCAGAUAGUCAAGUAGGACCUGGUUGUUAAGGCAGGGAGUGGGGAGAAGUAAGGAGAGAGUGUUUUAGAAAAGGGGCAGGGCUUGGGUUUGGUGGCAGCACCUUGCCCGGAAAUCACGUGCUGCUCCCCGGGCUGGAAGAACCUGCACCUGGAAAAAUUGUUUAAGUUAAAAUACUCACCAAGUGAGGUUGUUCCGUCUAGAUAGCUGGAAAAGAUAGUGAGGGGGCUGAUACUCACCACCAACCAAGAAGAAGGCUGAGCAUUUAGCCGAGCCUCCCAGGAUACCAUUGACGGUGCUGUGGCAAGGCCUGUUUCCCACGUGGUUGCCUGGGCACCCUCCCUGCGAGACGUCUCCUCAAGGACGGCUGCCCCUGGGCUAUCGGCCCUGCACCGCUCAACGCAGUCCACACUCAGUGUGCAUGGGAAGCAUAACAGUUUUGGAAUUUUAAGUUCUACAUUAUUUCGUGGAGUUUCAGCCGAGGCAUCUAAAUAGGGAAUUUUUUAUUGGCCACAGUGAUGUCUGAGUGAUUUCUAUUUUUUAUGGACGUGGCAUUUAGCGUGUUAUUGUUUAACAACUAUUAACAACUAAUGGUUGAAUUUCUAUUCAUAUUUUAACAAAUCAAAUAUGUAAGAUUAAUGCUAUGAGAUGUCUUCCCUAAGGAUUUUGAAGAGAGGGAGAUCUGUAUCGGGGGGACAAUCGUGACGCCAGCACGUCAACAUUACAGGUUUGAUUUAUAGGUACACUUAUUUGUUAAUAGUUUGAUAAGUGUGAUAGUGUGCAAAUAUAAUAGUAUCAAAUAGUUAUUGAUAUAAUUUGCAGUGUUAAUAUUGUUAAAUGUUGGGCCGCCAUUAUUUAAGUCUAUUUACUUAGUUGGAACCUGACUCUUGCUUUGAGUUAUACUUAGUUACGUGUAGCACAAUGGAUUGUGCUAAGUCCUCCACCCCUAUUUUAGAAUGUGUGCGAGACAAUACAGUGAAACCCCUAGGUCUGGGCGGGGGGAGUUCAUUUUGCUCAAGAGGCAUCACAACUAGAGGAUUUUGAGACCGGUCCUGGCCAAGACAAAGGCAGGGUGGGGGGGGGGGGCACCCUCUAUAAAGGCAGCCCAGGUGAAUACCACUGGGUGCGGCAGGAGGAGCAGAAGCAGUGUGGGCACGAUCAACACAAGCAGCAGUACCACCAUUGCCAGCGCGAGUAGAAGCAGCAGUACCAGCCGUGCCAGCACUGGUACGAGCAGCAGCAGCGGAACCCGGCAGCAGCAGCACUACCAGCGCCAGCACCGGCAGCGCAGGUGCGAUCAGCAGGAGCAGAACUGGCAGCGGCAGUGGCGCUGGCAGCGCCAGCACAGGCGGAAGCACCAAAAGAAGCGUGUGCCCCUGUGUGUGCAGAGCCUGUAAUUGUCUGCGCUAAUAAACCCGGUUUUGAAGUCGCCGCAACAAAGUGCUCCCUCUCUACCGUGCAGGGAGCGAAGAAAUAAAUAAAUCUGUAGCCACCAGUCUGAAACCGAACUCAACAUUCUGGAAGUGCAACAUAUGUAUUGCUUAAUUGAUAAAUAAUUAAAUAUUGACUUAAAGCUUUCGUGACUGCAGGAAUUCAUAUUCUUUGCGUCUUUCGGUAAAGUCACGUAGAUAGGUUCAAAGAAAAUAACAAAACAAUUACAAAAAGCUGUGGUGUUACUCUACCGUGUGGGUGGACGUGGCGGUGCGAGAAGGGGGAAGACCGACACCUCUGGCUCAGCCAUUAUUAACUACACAUCUUGUGCUGUGUGUGCUGCCGAUAGUGUCGUGGAGAUAGACGCCCGCCCCCCGUCCCCGCUGGCGGGCGGGGCGCGACAUCCGCCCCCUACACUCCCUCCUCCCCCUCGUU
This is a messenger RNA of Petromyzon marinus (sea lamprey), 4192 nucleotides long. Its product is annotated as trace amine-associated receptor 365-like. NCBI's taxonomy places the organism in Eukaryota, Metazoa, Chordata, Hyperoartia, Petromyzontiformes, Petromyzontidae. The record is from RefSeq and is a predicted model, not a curated record. Gene Ontology annotation, biological process: positive regulation of MAPK cascade; adenylate cyclase-activating adrenergic receptor signaling pathway. Gene Ontology annotation, cellular component: plasma membrane. Gene Ontology annotation, molecular function: G protein-coupled receptor activity.